Molecule: messenger RNA, 3847 nt
Organism: Trachymyrmex cornetzi
Lineage: Eukaryota; Metazoa; Arthropoda; Insecta; Hymenoptera; Formicidae
Gene: INPP5E
Product: Inositol-3-phosphate synthase
Exons: 6
Coding region: 1250-3406 (718 amino acids)
Biological process (GO): phosphatidylinositol dephosphorylation
Molecular function (GO): phosphatase activity
Source: RefSeq, a predicted model, not a curated record
AUGCGGGCAUUGCGAGGCGCGAAUGCGAAUUGCGAGCACUGUGAGCCUCGUUUACUCUUCCAGGGAAAUAGAUAAGAUGAAGGAAGAACGGGAAAAAAGGGAGAAAUGAGUGCUCAACCAACUCAGCACGACUUCUGAUCGCGCAAUGUGCCCGACGCAUCGUCGCCGUUACGGGGAUGGAGGCCGAGGUCCGGGUGCCCACAUUCGAUCGAGUCUCGCGCCUCAAUGGUUUGUUAUUUCAACGCGUGAAUGACGUGUUGACGCUUCUGGUCUGACCGCAAGUCCGCGAUCCGAGUCUCGUGAACGCACCGGUGGUCAGCUAAACUAAUAAAUCAAUGCGCGUUGGUUCGACCGUUCUUAUCUGACCGAGAUGGACCGUGAGGACGCAGAGAUCAGGAGACACAGUAGUGUUUCGGGUGUCAAGUCAAUUAAUUAGACUAAUGUGAAACGCGGCGACGAGGACGCCCGAGAUUUCAUAAGUUUGAUUAGGCGAUCGUGAUGAUCGUGAUGUUGAAUGAAAAACGACGCAGUUGCUCGACGUAGCUCGUGAAGGAAAAAAGGGGAAACGCGUCGGUGGAGAGAACGUACAGAUCCGCAUGGAGUACGUCGUACUCGAGUCUUGCUCGGCUGCACAUUUAGCCGACCCGAUUCUAGUCAUCUGUUCUAGUCCAAAUGUUCAAAUGCCAAAAGUAUCACUCGUCGAUACCCCAAAUGCGAUAUGUCAACUUGCGGUAUAUCACCAUUGGAUAUCCUCCCACAUGACUGAACGUUCGAAUCAAUAGGGAACUGAAUUGAUAUCGAAAAGGGUAUUAUAGUUCAUGAAUACUUACAGGACACGUUGUAACGCGUUACGCAAUUGAUCCCGCAGAAUUUAGAUAUUAUUAUAUAUGGUUUGAUAAUCAAGUGCAAAGCGGCACACGAACGACAUGCUUGAAUGCUAUUGAGAUUUGAGACAUUUUGUAUAUUGGAUGUACUUCACUUUGUAUGGCUGCAAACGGAAAUGAUUACUUGUAAAUUAUAUAAUUUUCUAUUCGUUAAGAGCUUAUCCAUAAUUUGAAAUAUAGAAAGAAUAUUUUUGAGAGUUUUUCUAUGAUAUAUUUCAACGCAUCCUGCGACUAUGAUAAGAGAAUUUUUUUUAGCUAUAAUUAGAGACGUAUAAAAAUUGAUGAUGUAAUUUAACGAGCGAUUACGGAGAGGGAUAAUAUAAAAGGAUAUAAUCAGUGAUCUCGUGUUAAAUGCUGCGAGUAUUAUGGAUCAGAGUGAGGGAAAUAACGUCUCUAGCGUUUCAAAUAAGGCAGAGGUUUCUCCAAAAUCAAAACAGAAGAAAAAGUCCCUCUGUCGCAUGCUCAUGAAUAAAAAGACCAAGGUCGGCUGCUUGGAGUCCUCGUACAAAGACGGGGAUUCAAAUAGAAACUCCAAGAUAGAGAGCUCGCAGCAUGGAUCUCAAACUAGCACCAAACUGUCCCUGUGCUGUGCUAUGACUGAACGUAGCAGAACACCACCCCAGAGCUUAACCAUUAGCAGACUUUCCCCGAUGACGUUGAGUCAUACCUCGGUCAAAUCCGAGGUAGCUUCCAUCAAUGUGGAUCAUGAAACGGACGUACCAGUUGAGGAGGAAGAAAUGCAUGUUGCAAACGAUCAGGCCAAGGAUCAGGCUCAAGCAAUUCAAGAGACUGUAGUCAGAAGGAGUAAUGUAGCAAUGGGAAAGGAACAGCGUCCUACUACUUAUAUAGAAGACUCAACGGAAGAUUCGUUCGAAGAUUCUUCAGAAGAUGAAAAUGAACAUCUGAUUGAGUUUGAGAAAACUCAAAAAUACUUUAAGGAUGAGUACUUUACAAAGGGAAAAUAUAUCACUUAUUUCUUCCUGGAAAUGGAACGGCAGUUAUACAAUCCUACAGAUGUUUACAGUAUGGUUCAGUAUCAUAAUACUGAUUGCAAAAAACCAGAGAAAAAAGGUGAAUAUUCUUCCUCCGGAUCGCUAUCGCCGAGUAUAUCAGGACAAUUACGUCGUAGAUUGCUUCAUAGGAGAUCUGCGGAUAACUUGAUCGUAGACUCACCUACAAGCUCUAUGAGACAUUCUAGUCCAGAUUCUAUUAAAAGUGCACCGAUCCAGCAUAAGCCACGUUCAACGUCCCAUGAUGCUCUGUCUAAAAAGAAUCGUUACUUUCGUCAAACGACAGGAGCGUCUAUGGAUAGCUUGGCAAAGCAGUCAUUACUUGCUGCACAAGUACUUAAUUUAAUUCCUACUCAGAAAGCACGGGAAAGGAAUUUUCUUCAUGGAAGAAUCGCCGCCAAUUCCUUACUCGGACCAGUGGAACUUGAGAAAGUAUUGCCUAAUCGAGAAUUAAAAAUUUUUAUCGGCACGUGGAACAUGAAUGGUCAGACUCCGCCAAAGGAAUUGAACGAUUUUAUGUUGCCAUCCGACAUAGAGACUGUUCCCGAUUUGUUAGCUAUAGGAACACAAGAGUCAUGUUCCGAACGACAUGAGUGGGAGGCAGCUCUGCAAGAAACUGUCGGUCCUUCGCACGUGCUACUAACUAGCAGUAAUCUCGGUACACUUCACCUCGCAUUAUUUAUAAGACGGGACUUGAUUUGGUUCUGCUCUAUUCCGGAGGAGGAUAACUUUUCAACGAGAACUGGAACAGCAUUCAGAACGAAAGGCGCAGUGGCUAUAGCUCUCAUGAUAUUUGGCACUAGCUUUCUCUUUGUUACCGCUCAUUUGACCGCACAUCAAGACAAGGUAAAAGAACGGGUCAACGAUAUAAAGAGAAUCGUCAGAAAUCUUGAUCUACCUAAAGAGCUACCUAUCCGGCACAAAAGCAAAGAUGUAACUCAAAAUUUUGAUUGCGUGUUUUGGUGCGGUGAUUUAAACUUCCGUCUAGCUCAACCGAGAGAGGAGGUGAUUCAAUGGAUCACAAAUACAUGUUUUCCACAAGAAUCACCGAUAAACAUGCGCAAAGAUCAGUUGAAAAAUAUCCUAAACGAAGGCGCAGUGUUGCGCGGUUUCGAAGAAGCUCCAAUUAUGUUUCCUCCCACCUACAAAUACGAUCCGGGAACGCAGAAUUUCGAUUCUAGCAGCAAGCAACGCACUCCCGCGUACACUGACAGGAUUCUUUUCAGAGGGAAAGGUCACACCAGAGGAUAUAUUAGACGCGUUAGCCACGAGAUUUCUAGUUCUAAAGAUGGGGUUAUUGAGUGCUUGAUAUAUGAUUCUGUUCCAAGUAUGUGCACGUCGGAUCACAAGCCAGUCUGGGGAGUCUUUAAAACCACAUUGAGGCCGGGUAUCGAUACAAUUCCGCUCGGUGCUGGACUUUUCAAUCGUGAAGUAUAUCUGGAAGGUAUUAGAAGACGUGCGGCGGCGAUGGAUGAUUCUCUUGAAACUUCAAAAGUUUGUUCAAUUCAAUAAAGAAAUUAGAAGCUAUUGUGAGAAUGUAUCAGCAGAAUGGGUAAUGUACUAAUAGAUAAAGAUUUGUUUUUUUAUUAUAACAGGCAGUAUGAAAGAAUGAUCGCUUUAUACCAUUCUUACAAUAGAUGUCACAUUUCUUUUGUACGAUUUAUGUACUCUGUACGCUAAGUCUGUCCAUUUUUAUAGCGGUGACAAGAAAUACUUUUUUAGUAAGAUUUGUAUAAUAAAUUACAAUUACGAAUGAACACCGUAAAAGUCUAGUCAACCAGUGAAAUAAAUUACUCGUUUAAUGAAAUAAAAUCUAGAUGAGGAUUUUAUAAAUGUAUCGUCGAUAUAUUCAUAUUGUGCCACAGACAUUAGAGAGAUAAAAUAUUAUUUGGCUUUAUGUGGCCGACUUUGUCAAAAAAAAAAAUUACAAAAAAAUUACAUUCAUUUUGUAAC